GAGACCCUAGCGAAUUUGGAGAGGCAGAUCUAUGCUUUUGAGGGCAGCUACUUAGAGGAUACCCAGAUGUACGGCAACAUCAUCCGUGGCUGGGACCGCUACCUGACAAACCAGAAAAACUCGAACAGCAAAAACGACCGAAGGAACCGGAAAUUUAAAGAAGCGGAACGACUUUUCAGCAAAUCUUCGGUCACCUCAGCAGCAGCAGUCAGUGCAUUGGCCGGUGUUCAGGACCAGCUCAUUGAAAAGCGCGAGCCGGGUAGUGGGACAGAGAGUGAUACUUCUCCAGACUUUCACAAUCAGGAGAAUGAGCCCAACCAGGAGGACACUGAAGAGCUGGAUGGGUCUGUGCAGGGAGUGAAACCCCAGAAAGCCGCUUCUUCCACCUCCUCGGGGAGUCACCACAGCAGCCACAAAAAACGGAAGAACAAAAAUCGACACAGCCCGCCUGGCAUGUUUGAUUAUGACUUUGAGAUUGAUCUCAAGUUAAACAAAAAGCCCAGAGCUGACUACUAGACUCAUCGGUGCCGAAGCUUCCCGGAUCUAGGCCCCCACAUUGAGUCCACACUAAGAAAAACAUCGAUCGACUGAAUGAGCACAAUGGGCAGCUCUCCCACCGAGUGUCUGCACACGGGAGUAGUUCUUACUAAAGUGUGUGGGGGGAAAUAGUCUUGUUUGGCUACAUUGGACCAUGUACUCUGUGUCAUUUUAAAAUCACCUGAAAUGCAGGAGGACUAAGCUGUGGUGUCACCAAUCUCUGGUUCCCGAGUGCGACAUUCUUCCCCCACAGCUGGCAACACUCACCCUGCAAUCAACUGGUUUUGCUGCUGCCAUCACCAUUGUCUGUAAUAACCAUUGAGAGAUGUCGUUGUUUCAUUUUAUACUGGAAUGGAGGCGUGGCUCCUUGUGUCCCAUGCAGGUUGUAAAUCUGUUAGGUUAUUUUUUUAAUACUGAUAUUUAGUUUGUUUGUUUUUUUAAACCAAACUGUACAGUUGACAAAUUGGCUUUUGAUUUUCUGUCUUAAAUCUGAUUAGGCUGUUCAUUUUGCAGAACGAUCCACUUGAAUUCUUACCUUAGUAGAGAAGAAAGUGGCUCACCCCUUUCCUUUAUCUUUGAUUUUAACAUUUCCCCUCCGGUUUGUUUGGGGCACUGAGCUACAGGGAGCGGUUGGAACUCAAAGCCGUCUUGCUCUUAAAGGUUGGGUGGAUUCUCUUUUUAAUACAAACGUCUGUCAUUUGUAUAUAAAACAAUAAAAGUCACGUUUGUCUCUC
Molecule: messenger RNA, 1271 nt
Organism: Trachemys scripta elegans
Lineage: Eukaryota; Metazoa; Chordata; Testudines; Emydidae
Gene: MEAF6
Product: MYST/Esa1 associated factor 6
Cellular component (GO): NuA4 histone acetyltransferase complex
Source: RefSeq, a predicted model, not a curated record